Molecule: messenger RNA, 180 nt
Organism: Dentiscutata heterogama
Lineage: Eukaryota; Fungi; Glomeromycota; Glomeromycetes; Diversisporales; Gigasporaceae
Source: the annotation of a GenBank genome assembly
UCACAACACUCUACUAAAAAUUUCCGCCCAUAUGUGCUUGAACUGCAUGCUUUUGACUCUAAUUCUUCUUCAGCUUAUUCUCAUGAUGCAAGAAAUGAUGUAACUAUUACUAUUAGAAUAUACAAUAAAGGAAUCGGCAUAAAUAGGCACGCUGAUAAUGAUUUUUUGACAUCAAAUUGA